CCUACCAGCUCCUCUCUGAGGGAAUUUGCAUCAUGCUGCAGCAGGAGGACUCCUGAGGACUGCUUCGCUGGCCAUGGUCGGUUCGGCUGCCCCCGUGCUACUCCUGGCCGUGACUCUCCCCUUGGUGGGAUCACCAGGCGCCAGAGCAUCUCAACCUGGACAGAGUCAGGCAGGAGGGGAGUCUGGGCAGCAACUGGACCAAGAGAGUGAAGCAGGUGAAUCAGUCCUGGUCUCGGUCUAUGUACAGCUGGACUUUUCAAAUGAGACGUGGCCAGCAGCACUCUCCAGGACCCAGACUUUCCCCACUGCCUCGCCUACCUCUUCCCCAAGAUCCCUCCUGGGCCUUAGCCUCACAACAGACUGUAAUGUCAACCACGAUGGGUGUACCUAUUGUGCUUGCCUCUCUGGGUACCAGUGGAACACCAGUGUCUACUCCCAUCACCAUCCUUGCCAAACCCCCCACGACCACCAACCUUGUGGCUGUCUUGUCUUCAGCCCUACUGAAGCCGGGUACUGCCAGUUACUGCCACCUGUCCCCCAGACUCGGAGCCUGAGCUCCCGGACGCCUGGCAACAAGCCAAACCUGAUUCUCCUUAUGAGCCACGAGACCACCAACCUGAACUGGUUCCUGUGGCGCCCAAGGACCCCCAGACCCUACCCCCUGCAGCCAGGGAUGCAUGUGUCCCUGACCUCUAGCCAGGGCCAGGCUGUGCUCAGCAUCUUCAACAUCUCCCACAAAUGGGCAGGUGAGUACAUGCGCUGCUUUGAGGCCCAGGGACUCAGGUGGGAGCUAUACCAGGUUGCCAGGGUGUCCCUGCAGGCGACAGACGUGGCUCAGCUUCCAGACCAGCUCUCCAUUGCCUGUGCCACCUCCCCUGGCUUCCAGCUGAGCUGCUGCAUCCCCAGCACACGCGCAGCCUACACGGCUUCCUGGAGCCCCAGAGAGGGCAGCGAAGGCUCCCAGUGCCAGCACCGCCCUGCCGCUGACACUGUGUACGCUUGUGACCUGUGGAGCCCAGGAGGGACUCCUCACAGGGGUCUCAUCUCUGGCACCAUCAUCCAGGGUGGAAACACCACCUGCCCUGAGGAUUUCUCACUUGUUGCCUGGAAUGUCACCAAGGCUGGCCAUGUGGCACAGGUCCCGUGUCCCAUGAACAAGACGGACAUGGUGAAGAGGCCGUGUGGGCCUGACGGGGUCUGGGGACCCAUCCACAGCAGCUGUAUAGACCCAAGGCUCCAGGCCUUGCUUCAUAAAGCCUGGUGGCUGCAGGUAGGCCAGGGCCGGCCUGCUGAGGAGGUCCCAGAGAUCCUGGCACAGCUGCCAGAGCAGGUGGUGGUGCUGAGCUCACCCGCUGACUUAUUGGCAGUGCUGGGCACCAUGAGAUCCCUGGCCAAGGUGGUGGCAGAAGCCAGAAUACAUCUUAACCGAAGUGCCCUGGAGUCUUUCCUGAAUACCACAGACAAGGUCCUAGACAUGGACAACAGUUCUCUGUGGACCCUGGCCCAGGCCCAGCAGCCCUCGAUGGGCUCAAAUCUCCUGCUGGCUGUGGAAACCCUGGCACGCAGCCUGUGCCAGGAGGAUCACCCCUUCUCCUUCAGCUUGCCCAGCGUGCAGAUGCAAACUGAGCUCCUCGGACCCACAUUUCCUUCUGACUACAGUGUCUCCUUCUCCACUCAGUCCCAACUGCAGGCACAGAUUCUUGGGCACUCACUGGCCCCACUGGGCCAUAAUAGAACCAACAUCAGUAUCACCAGCUUGGUGCUACAAAAACUGGACCACCUUCUGCCCUCGAAUUAUGGACAAGGCCUGGGGGGCUCUCUCUAUGCCACUCCUGGUCUGAUCCUUGUCAUCUCCAUCAUGGCAGGUGGCCAGGCCUUCAACCAGGGAGAGGUCAUCAUGAACUUUGGGGACAUAGAUGGCACCUCUCACUGUGUCUUCUGGGACCAUAAUCUCUUCCAGGGCAAAGGGGGCUGGUCGGAUGAAGGGUGCCAGGUACAGGAAGCCAGUGCCAGCCCCACCACUCAGUGCAUCUGCCAGCACCUCACUGCCUUCUCCAUCCUCAUGUCCCGACACAGGGUUCCAAAAAACCCCACCCUGGACCUGCUGGGUCAGGUGGGCUUGGGAGCCUCCAUUCUGGCACUGCUUGUGUGCCUGGGCGUGUACAGGCUGGUGUGGAGAGUCGUGGUACGGAACAGAGUGGCCUACUUACGCCACGCAGCCUUGCUCAACACGGUGCUCUGCCUGCUGGCCGCAGACACGUGCUUCUUAGGAGCCGCCUUGCUUCCUCCAGGGCCCCGCAGCCCGCUCUGCCUGGCCACUGCCUUCCUCUCUCAUUUCCUCUACCUGGCCACCUUUUUCUGGAUGCUGGCUCAGUCCCUGAUGUUGGCCCACCAGCUGCUCUUUGUCUUCCAUCAGCUGUCCAAGCACCGAGUACUCUCCCUGAUGGUGGUCCUCGGAUACCUGUGCCCAAUGGGGUUGGCAGUUAUUGCCUUGGGCCUCUACCUACCGCAAGGGCAAUACCUGGGGGAGGAAGAAUGCUGGUUGGACAGGAAGGGAGUGGGGCUCUACACCUUCGUGGGGCCAGUGCUGACCAUUGUGGGCGUGAACGGGUUGGUGCUAGCCAUGGCUGUGCUGAAGUUGCUGAGACCUUCGCUGUCAGAGGGGCCCCAGGUGGAGAAGCGCCAAGCUCUUCUGGGGGUGAUCAAAGCCCUGCUCAUUCUCACACCCAUCUUCGGCCUCACCUGGGGGCUGGGCCUGGCCACUCUGUUAGAGGAAGUCUCCAUAGUCCCUCACUACAUCUUCACGGUUCUCAACACCUUCCAGGGCGUCUUCAUCUUAUUGUUUGGCUGCCUUGUGGACAAGAAGGUGCAAGAGGCUUUACUUAAACGCUUCUGCCGCAGCCAAGCCCCCAGCUCCACCCUCUCCCUGGUCCCAGAUGAAACCUACAUCCCGGAACACAGCAAAGGGAGAGGUGAAAACGGCAGUUAGGAAGAAAGGAUGCCUUAACUGACGGGAACUCUGAUCUUGCAAACACUGAAGGUGAAGGGCAGAGUUUUGGUUUGUUUCUUUUCAAAGUUUAGGAAGAGGUGAAAUUAAUAGGUCUCUCUUUCUUUAAAAAAAAUCAACAAAAAAUGUAAGUGUCAUAGACAUGUGCAUGUAUACAAAAAGUGACAUGAGCACGUUUGUAAGAAUGCGUUAUAAAUUUUAAAGUAGAGUGAAAAGUACCACAGACUGACAAGAAUUAAGGAGAAAAGAUGACAAAACCAAUGAUAUUCAAAAGUGGCAGGAUCAAGCUAAGAGUAGAUGUAGAGAAGAAAUAUUUAAGAAAAGCCUUUAGAGGACACCAAGACGUCUAGCUGAAUUAACUUAUAGAAUCCACAAAAGGAUGAUGACAGAAUUCUGAACAAUUUUAAGACUAGAUAAAUGAAAAACUUCUGAUGAAUGAGUGUUUGCUAAUUACAAAAUUCAUGGGCAUUUUUCUAAGAUGGAAUGGGAAUGCUUUCUGUUGAAAUAAAAAUGGAUAUGCUACCACAUGCUGUUGAAAACA
Messenger RNA from Equus caballus (horse), 3548 nucleotides. It is a transcript of the gene ADGRF3, whose product is annotated as adhesion G protein-coupled receptor F3. Gene Ontology annotation, biological process: adenylate cyclase-activating G protein-coupled receptor signaling pathway; cell surface receptor signaling pathway. Lineage: Eukaryota; Metazoa; Chordata; Mammalia; Perissodactyla; Equidae. The record is from RefSeq and is a predicted model, not a curated record. Gene Ontology annotation, molecular function: G protein-coupled receptor activity. Gene Ontology annotation, cellular component: membrane.